GCAUUCAUUUUCACGAUUCGAGCAACUUGCAUGAAUGAUUACAGUGACAGCGUUAUUUCAUAGAUUAAUAUAAUCUUAUCAAUAUCGUGAAGAUAAGGCUGCAAAAUCAUUAACAGUUUAAUGUCAGGACAUUUGUUGUGGAACAAAUGUCGUGUCCUUAUUAAUUUAGUCCAAUUUGGUUAAGUGGGACGAAUGCUCACUACGCGACGGUGAGCCUCUCACUCGUAUCGUAUCAGUAACAUCCACUUACUUCCUGAAGGAUGUCCAGCACUCUUAAGCGGGUCAAAAGUUUACUUUUGCCAAAAUCAUCGCCGACUUCCGACGAUGAUCUGCAACCGGAAAUUGGCUUCAAAAUCACACAUAACGACGCAAAUAAUGAGUUAAUCGUGAAAGUGUUAAGUGCAAGAAACUUACCAUCAUCUUUCGGAAACAUCAAACCUCAAGGUUAUUUAAUUAAGGUGAAGGUCUUUCCGGGUAGAGAAAAAUAUGAAACUGAAGUGUGCAAAGGAUCUUGGCCUUGCUAUAAUAAGGAAUUCAAAUUUCCUCUGAACAGCUCAUUUUCGGGAAAAUUCCUGACGCUCACGGCGUACGCGAAUCUCACCCAAGAAGAAAAGAAACCCAAAUUGAUAUCAAGAGCUUCUUUCAAGGAACACAUCGAAGCUUUCGUCGGCGAUAAAGAUGAUACACAGAUGAGGAAAUCCGUCAAAAGAUCACAAAGCAACAGGUUUUCGCUGAACAACAGGAGAUUAAUUGGUGCGGCUUCGUAUAAUUUAGAAUAUAAAAAUUUCACUCUCAAUGGUAAAUCAGGAAGGGCUACUCCUGAUAUUUGGAGAAAGCUUGAAAACAUCACUAGCGGAGUGCAAACAGAAAGAAAAGAAGGUCGAAAUGGAAGCAUCGAAGUGACUAUGUCAUAUUCAAACAGCGAGGAUGGAAAAAACGAUUCGAUUAUGGUUUCUUUAAACAAACUGAGAUGCAGCAUGCAAACAAUGCAAGAACACGAAAAACUAGGAGGUAAUUUGUAUAUAAAAAUGGAAGUAUACGAGUUUGAUGUUCUUAUUGCGAAAUGGAAAAGUGACGAGUUUCCGCCGACGAUAAGCAUGAAGAUUGAAUCGAAAACUGCCACUAUGCAUGCCACCGUCAAUAACUAUAAUCUGGAUCGGAUAAAGAUCACCAUCCGGUUAAAAUGCAAGAACAAAAUCAAUAAGAAAGCAAAGCUUGGAGAAAUUGUUAUCGAUAAUCAAAGCUAUAUGUGGAAGAACGUUCUGGAAUCGCCUUCAGUGCCAUCGACUCUAAUGAUGAAUUUUGAAUAAAUUUUGUUAGGUUCACAUUACAUACACUGACGCUUCAAUUUUGGUAAAAUUUCGUUGAAAAUGUAAAUAAUUUAAAGUAAAAAAAAACAAAUAUGCUCAAAUGUCAUUAGCAUCAAUAUUCAUCAAAGUCUAUAUUAAUUCUAUGAAGGUAGCAGUUAGAAAUAAUGGGAUACACGUGAUAUUAAAAUAAAUUAUUUGCAACGUGUUUCAGCAAAGUUCAAAUUAAUU
This is a messenger RNA of Nicrophorus vespilloides, 1538 nucleotides long. RefSeq lists its product as uncharacterized. Gene Ontology annotation, cellular component: synaptic vesicle membrane; axon; dense core granule. The transcript is spliced from 4 exons. Gene Ontology annotation, molecular function: calcium ion binding; phosphatidylserine binding; syntaxin binding. Lineage: Eukaryota; Metazoa; Arthropoda; Insecta; Coleoptera; Silphidae. Bases 261 to 1310 code for a protein of 349 amino acids. Gene Ontology annotation, biological process: synaptic vesicle endocytosis; cellular response to calcium ion; regulation of dopamine secretion. The record is from RefSeq and is a predicted model, not a curated record.